Messenger RNA from Opisthorchis viverrini, 19070 nucleotides. RefSeq lists its product as hypothetical. Gene Ontology annotation, cellular component: nucleus. The coding region runs from base 1 to 16281 and encodes 5426 amino acids. Lineage: Eukaryota; Metazoa; Platyhelminthes; Trematoda; Opisthorchiida; Opisthorchiidae. The transcript is spliced from 80 exons. Gene Ontology annotation, molecular function: DNA topoisomerase type II (double strand cut, ATP-hydrolyzing) activity; ATP binding; DNA binding. The record is from RefSeq and is a predicted model, not a curated record. Gene Ontology annotation, biological process: sister chromatid segregation; resolution of meiotic recombination intermediates; DNA topological change.
AUGUUGAACUCUGCAUUGUGUUUAUCUCGAUUCCUCAAGGUCACGCUGGCACAAGGGGCGUUGUUUGUGUUUCGAAAACUGCUCGGUUGUCCUUCUCUGCCUGUCGCAUUUACUCACUCGCGAUUCGCCACUUACUCACGCACUCCGCGUGCAACUGUGACCAGACAGUGCAUUGAUCAAGUUACUUGGCUCCUGCCCUGGAACAACGCAUCCUGUCGCCUGUUCAGCGUGAAAAUGGAGGAACCCCUAGUCCAGCUUCAGCAGAUAGCUCCAACCGGGGAUAAUGCCGAGACGUUGGCUGCACACAAUUCUAACGCUCAUCCACAGAACAAACGUUUGUCCGUGGAGAGAAUUUAUCAAAAGAAAACCCAACUGGAGCACAUACUGUUGCGCCCUGAUUCCUACAUCGGUUCAACUGAGAGGAAUGUUCAGUCCAUGUGGGUUAUGGACGAGGAAAAGCAAUGCAUGGUCUAUCGAGAUAUCUUGUUCUCGCCUGGUCUCUAUAAAAUAUUCGAUGAAAUACUUGGUAUCGAACAGAACAUGAUUAAAAUUUGGAAUAACGGGAAGGGGAUUCCCGUCGUGCAGCACAAAGUUGAAAACGUGUACGUUCCCACUCUCAUUUUCGGUCAUCUGCUGACGUCGAGCAAUUAUGACGAUACCGAAAGAAAAGUCACCGGUGGGAGAAACGGCUAUGGUGCCAAACUAUGCAACAUCUUCAGCAAGAAAUUCAUUGUGGAAACAUCAAGUAAAGACUAUAAGAAAAGUUUUCGUCAGGUAUGGACAGAUAACAUGACGAAGACUUCAGACCCGAAAAUUUCCCCCGACAAGGGGGAUGAUUUCACGUGUAUAACGUUCUACCCCGAUCUACAGCGAUUCGGCAUGACUGAACUCGAUUCCGAUACGGUCGCUCUCUUCGUUCGACGGGCUUAUGAUUUGGCUGCAACCACAAGUGGAGUAAAAGUUUUUCUCAACGGAAAACGCCUGGCAAUCAAAAGCUUUAUGGAUUAUGUUGAUUUGUAUGUCAAGGCUAACAAAGACAAUGAAACAGCCACAAAAGUUGUCUUCGAAGGUGUUAAUCCACGUUGGCAAGUUGCGGUUGCACCAAGCAGUUCGGGUUUUCAGCAGGUCAGCUUCGUCAACGGUAUCGCCACGACAAAAGGUGGAAAGCACGUGGAUUACAUUGCGGAUCAGCUGAACAAUAAACUGAUAGAGAUUGUGAAGAAAAAAUCUGGGAAAUCUGGCGUUCAGAUCAAGCCAUUUCAAAUAAGAAACCAUAUGUGGUUAUUCGUCAACUGUUUGAUCGAAAAUCCAACCUUCGACUCACAAACGAAAGAGAAUAUGACAUUGCAGCCGAAAAGUUUCGGUUCCACCUGCACAUUGAGUGAGAAGUUCGUCACCCAAGCCUCGAAAUGUGGAAUUGUGGAGAGUGUUCUAUCAUGGGUGCGGUUCAAAGCGAUGGAAAAGCUGGACAAACAGUGCCACAAAGCAAAGCACGUCAAAUUGAAAGGCAUACCAAAGCUUGAUGAUGCAAAUAACGCCGGCACAAAGCACUCUAGUCAAUGCACCCUUAUACUCACUGAAGGAGAUUCAGCCAAGUCUUUGGCUGUUGCUGGUCUGGGUGUGGUUGGUCGUGACAACUAUGGCGUAUUCCCACUCCGUGGAAAAUUAUUGAAUGUUCGCGAAGCCUCCAGUAAACAGAUAAUGGACAAUGCGGAAAUCAAUGCAUUAAUCAAAAUCAUGGGAUUGCAGUACAAACACAAAUACGAGAACCCUGAAUCGUUGAAAGAUUUGCGUUAUGGGAAGAUAAUGAUUAUGACUGAUCAGGAUCAGGAUGGCUCCCACAUCAAAGGAUUAAUAAUCAACUUCGUUCAUUGUAACUGGCCAAACCUACUCAAACACAACGUCCUGGAAGAGUUCAUCACACCCAUAGUGAAAGUUUUUAAAGGCAAAGAUGAACUAUCUUUUUAUAGCCUACCGGAAUUUGAGGAAUGGCAACGGUCUACGACCAACUGGCACACAUGGCGCAUAAAGUACUACAAAGGUUUGGGUACCUCUUCUGGUAAAGAAGCAAAGCAGUAUUUCUCAGAUAUGAUACGGCAUCGCAUCCGUUUUCGCUACACCGGCAGUGAAGAUGAUGCAAGCAUUCAGUUGGCUUUUGACCGGAGCAGAGCAUCCGAGCGUAAGAACUGGCUCACGAGUUGGACCAUGGAGCGGAAACGUAGGCGAGAAUUGAGUCUCCCAGAACCGUACCUUUACGGAAAGGAUACUCGUGCAAUUUCAUACCAUGACUUUGUGCACAAAGAAUUGGUCCUCUUCUCCAAUUUGGACAACGAGCGAAGUAUCCCUUCGAUGGUUCUGUUCACUUGUUUGAAACGGAAUCUGGUGAAGGAAAUCAAAGUUGCCCAAUUAGCCGGUUCGGUCGCUGAAUUGUCCGCCUAUCACCAUGGCGAACAGUCCCUACUUGGCACCAUUGUGGGGUUGGCACAAAAUUUCGUUGGUUCGAACAACCUGAAUGUACUGCUUCCGAUCGGUCAGUUCGGUACCCGUCUGAGUGGUGGUAAAGAUGCCGCCUCUGCUCGUUACAUUUUCACUGCACUCAGCCCUCUAACCAGACUCAUUUUUCAUCCGGCCGAUGAUCCUCUGCUGAACUACCUGCGCGAUGACAAUCAACGCAUUGAACCAGAAUGGUACGCGCCCAUUGUGCCCAUGGUUCUGAUAAACGGUGCUGAAGGGAUUGGCACCGGCUACUCCACACGUAUUCCAAACUACAAUGUGUUGGAAGUGAUUUCCAACCUUUACCGAUUGUUGGAUGGUGAGGACACACUGCCCAUGUUGCCCAGCUUUAGAGGAUUUUGCGGAACUAUUCAGGAAUUAGAAGCCAACCGAUACAUGAUCCAUGGUGAAGUUGCCGUCCUGGAUGACGAUACGAUUGAGAUCACUGAACUGCCUGUACGCACUUGGACCCAGUCCUACAAAGAAACGGUGUUGGAACCUAUGUUGAAUGGGACAGACAAAGUUCAACCGUGCAUCAGUGAUUAUAAGGAAUACCACACAGAUACCACAGUUCGCUUCGUGGUUAAAAUGUCAGCGGAGAAGUUGCGAGAAGCGGAGGCUAUUGGACUGCAUAAAUUUUUCAAGCUUUCCAGCGCGCUGACCACAAACUCAAUGGUCUUGUUCGAUCAGCUGGGCUGUCUAAAGCACUAUCGCAACGUGGACUUGAUACUGAGGGAGUUUUUCGAUAUCCGUCUUCAGUGGUAUGAGAAACGCAAGUCGUAUCUUGAGGGAAUGUUGGCUGCGGAGGCACGUAAACUGGAAAAUCAGGCUCGCUUUGUUCUUGAAAAGAUACAGUCUCAAAUCUCAAUCGAAAACAAACCACGUAAAGAGUUAAUUCAGAUUUUGAAGAAUGCUGCAUAUGACUCUGAUCCUGUUCGUGCCUGGAAGGAGUGUCUGGACAAAUUGGCCAGUCUGGAAGAAGAGAUGGAAUCCGGUUCAGGGGAGCCCGCCGAACAGAUUGAGUCUGGUGGUCCUGAUUACAACUAUAUUUUGGGUAUGCCGUUAUGGAGCCUGACUAAAGAACGAAAAGAUGAUUUAUUGGCACAGCGCGAUGCAAAACAGAACGAGUUGCGCGUUCUUCGAUCGAAAACAGCGUCCAUGCUUUGGCGGGACGACCUCCAGAAGUUGGAAGAAGCCUAUAAAAAAUUCGAAGCUGAUUUGGCUGCUGAAGACGCAGCCGCUUCAGCCGCUGCCAGCAAAAAGCUCCUUAAAGCUGCUUCCACGGGAGUCGGCAGGGCCGCUUCUCAGAAUCUGUCCAAACGUGCUCAAGAGACCAAACCGGAUCCUUUUGGUCGACGGGUCGCGCCAGUAAUCGAUCCCGAUCUUUUGAAGAAGCUGGAAGCAAAUCGGAAGAAACGAGUGAAAGCCAACGCAGAAGACAAUGGCGUGGACGUCAGUUUCGAUGAUGACGCAGACCUAGAGUUCGACGACCUUGAUAUUGGUGGUAGUGGUCCACCUAAACCCCUGUUGGAGCGUCUUAGUUCUGGUGGUGUGGAUACGAAUAUAAUGAAGCCUUCGUCUGGAGAGGCAACCAGAGGUCGUGGACGCGGAAGGGGCCGUACCACAGUAACAAAGCCUCGAGAACCAGAUUCUCCUGUUCGGCAACGUACUCACCGCGUCAACGCUGCGAAAAUCAAUUAUAGGAUUGAUGAUGAGGAUGAAAGUGGAACUAGUGACGAUGGUGAGGACAAUUUCCACGAAAUCGACCACGGUCAGGGGGACAGAAAAAUCGAACUCCCUGUGGCUCCUCUCCCAUCGCAGCCUGUCUCAUCCUCCCAGGGAUCUGAAGGUUCGAAGCCUACAGGUCGCGGUGGCGCCACUGCUGGCCGUGGCCGUGGUCGUGGCGCGGUUAAAGUUCGUGCCACCAUGCCUGCCGAUAGUGGUGGCGGGAAGCAAACCAAACUUGGUUUCUCGAAACCGGCCACAAAGAGGCAGGCAUCGAAGAAAAAUUUGGAUAUGUCGGAUGACGAUGACGCUCCUUCUGCAGGAAGUGACGACGAUGUACCCGCCCCUGCCCCUCGGGAACCGCGCAUGAAUGCACGUCGGGCUGCGACUGAGAAGGCCCGUUACGUCUUCGACCUAGAAAGCAGUGAGGAAAGCGACAACCCCGAUCUUGAUGGAGGCGCUAGCAGUGAUGAGGAGGUUAGUCGCAAACGGCCGAUGAAAGGUGGCAAACGGGUCCACAAGAGCGACGAUGAUGAUUUUGUUCCUGACUCGUUUGACAAGAAGCUAUGCAAACCAGAGAAGAGUGAAGUGAUUUGCUCAGCAUCGGGUGACAGAUGGAUCAAACGCCGAGAACAGUUUAUUUUCAUCAAUGGGACCGGGUGCAAAGCUCGACAAACGAUAUCGGAGGAAAUUAUCGUGGGCCUGGAAAACGUGUCAAAGCCUAUUUCUGCUACGAUGCAGUCCUUUGGAAUCCAUCUUACAGUACUCAGCAUAGACGGAGGGACUGUACCAGCACCGUUUCAUCAAACGCAACGGAUUCCUAGUGGGUCAGCAAAUGCACCGAAGUUUGUAGCAACUGAUCAGGAAUGUUUCCAACUUGUCACAGUGCUGAAGCUGAUAAUCAACAAGCAAUGGUUUGGAGUUUUCAAAAUUGAUACUUGUGAAGCGGAAUCGGUUGAUCCCGGAAAAAAUCAACUCAAUACCAGUGUAGCGGUGUAUACUACUGAUGAAGCAUCUUGUCGUUCUAGCCGGCUGUCCAAUGAGGAUUGUCGUAGCAAUAACGGCGUUCGUGUGAUCACCUACGAAAGACGUGCUGGCGACGAAUGUGAGAGGCGACAUGUGCGAAUGAACAAUGAAACGUGUACACAAGGAAACUUAAGAUUUGCAGUUGAGGAACAUCACAACGACAGCACAUCUGGUCACCUUACGCGGGCACGGCGAUCUGUUGGAACUGAUAAGGGCGAGCGGAAUUUCGGUUCGCUAGUGUGGGUUGUGGUCGCUCCUUCCAACACAAGUCUCGUGAUUCUAAUUGGUGGUGCGACCACUCGAGAAUCACGACUGAACCAACAACGGGACACGAACACGCAUGAGUAUGUGGGUCAGGUGCGCACAUCCACAUACGACGCACACGCCAGAAUACCAGUGUCGAACGGAGCGACCUUGGCGGCAAGAUGCCCACCAUGCCGGAUUGACAAGGGAGAGUGCAAUCCAGAAACAAGAAACAUCGAAAUAACACAGACAUGCUUUCGGUUGCAAAGAGAUGGGCAGUGUAAACCACUGGUCACCAAACAGUUCCAACCAUGCGGAGAAUGUCCCAUGGGAUUGGUUCGCGAACCGGGGCCGUGUAACUAUUGUCAGCGUCAGCGCCAGGUCGUUCUGCGCACUUUCUUCCGCGAAGAUGGUGGAUUGUUCCGAUGCACUGUAGUGAAACAUGUCAAACUUGAACCAUGUGACUGUCCACCAAAAACACGUGAGGGUCCCAUCUGUUUCGCUCACCGCAAUCAACUGGCAUUCAAAACGAUAAACUACAUGGUUCAAGGCAAACAGUGCGUUCCACGAAUAGGUCAUGAAUGGAUCCCUCGUCCUACGUGCCCUCCAUUGGACAAGCCAGAUGGGCAUCAGGGGAAAUUUGAAUGCAAUCCGGAGACCUGUGUACGAACUUGGCAUAAAACCACCUGGCAUUGGGAAGAGUGCAAGUGCAAACCAAUCACUGUGACAGAACCAAGUGGGAAGUGUUGCUGCCCGAAGCCAAGACGGGUUCUAUCGCCUUGUCAAAAAGGGAUGCAGAAAGAACAACUGGUCACCCAUGAGCUUGUUGAAGGCCAGUGCAUCAGACAUGUACAAAACCGGCUGAUGCCUUGCACGUGCCCUCCACCAAAACAUUCUUACAAAUGCCGAACGGACACAAACGAGAGGAUGAUAAAAACGGUACUGUACAAGCGUCUGCCCGACAGGAAUUGUGGACGCAUAGAGUCGGUGUCCGUACUCCCGACAGCUUGCAAGGAGGAAGGAAUACGUCGGAUAACAGAGUGCGUAAGAAAACCCGGAGAGAGCAGGCCAACUCGAAACUUACUGAUCACGACACCCAAAGUAGAUAACUGCGUUUGUAAAGAACCAGACGCCAAAGUAGUUGAGGAAGCUUGCGGAUGCCCAGAAGCUCAGGAACCUCCGGUGAAGCUGAUCCACAAAUGCCCAGAAAUUUGUCAUCAACAGAAUGGUGAUCACUGUGGCAAGGAAUGUAACGAUGUUUUCACCUGGCAGAGAUUUGUCUAUGACGAACGCAGUGAUGGGAACGCACCAAGAUGCAGGACAGAGAUCAUACGCAAAAUUUUGAAACCAUGCUUAUGUCCCGAACAUUCUGAGCUCAUCUCCACCCACUGCUCACCCGAGACCAAUAUCGAAACUAGCAAAUAUCGGCGUCAUUUUCAACAUAAUUGUGAGUGCCGUGAAGAAGAGAUAACGAAACACAGACCGUGCGGUUGUUCAAAACCAAUGUUUUCUGAGCCUGUCUGUGACGCAAAGAACAAUCAAAUUCACACGAUUAAAACAGUAUUUGAUGUGGUUGAAAACAAGUGUGUUCCGCGCAAAGUGGCGGUGCAUAAACCGGUGGACUGUCGACCAUUUGAACUCGAAGAAGCCAAGAGAAACCAUGGUACACCCCGGGUUGAACUGCAUUGUGAUGCCAAAUCUGGACGGGGGCGUCUCGUGGCAGAAUUGUGGCAACCGGUGAACUGCAGAUGCGUCAAGCGACCACAGGUGAUCCGAGAGGGCGUCUGUCACUGCCAGUCGGCUCGUAUUCGCUGGGGCCCAUGCAAUCCAAGGACUGGACGCCGGAAACUCCACCUCAUCUACCAUCGUCGUGAUCACUGUCACUGCAUUCGCGAAAUGCGUGUUAUGGAAAAACCGUGUGUCUGUGAGUCGAAUCGGGUCAAGAAACAGAGCCAGUGUGACAGUCUACGAGGCAUCUUGCACACGGUGUUCUUGACUCAGCAUUGGAGCGAUAAACUCCAUCAGUGCGUACCGGCGAGAAUUAUAAAGAGCACAACAAUCAAAUGUCUCCCACUGGCCCGUCUCUUUCGUGCUCCUUGUAGCGAAGGUAAGAUGCUGGAGAAGAUUGUUGAGCCAUACCGGGACGUCAACGAGUGCCAAUGUCGGAAACGAAUACGAACAGCAGUCCGAGACUGUCGCUGUCCCACCAAAAUGCUGAUCGACGGUAAAUGUGACGGACACCGAACCCACUGGGAUGAACUGAUGGUUGAACAGCAGUGGAGUGAGGAGAAAAGAGCAUGUGUGGUGGAGCGAAUCAGACGAGCCAGACACCACUGUCGCUGUGAUGAUCCAAAAGUCUUUAAAGAAUGCGCGAAAGGCGUCAUGCAUGAAACGAAAAUCAUAUCCAAUUUGAAUGAGCGAACUGGUUCGUGUGAUCGAACAGUACUUCAACGCCAAUACAAGCCGGCCUGUGAAACUCUGAUGGGCAUGGAGUCACAAGCACAACAUGAUCAAUUGUUUGUUCGAAACAAACAAACUCCAUGUGACCCGAACACUUGCACACGACAACUGGAGACCUACACACGAAGAUAUGAUCCUGGUCGCUGUUCCUGUGAUUGGUCUCUUGUCAAGACCAGGCGAUGUACUUGUUGCGGCUGUCCAAAACCGAAGGUGCAAGUGAACUGUCAGAACAACAAGGAACUGGUCGGGCAGGUGAUCUACUAUACAACUCAUCAACAACGCUGCGGACAUCAGUGUAUCGAAAAAACACAUGCUGUACACUCGGAAGUCGGUUGCUCUCCUAACGUGAGGAAGGAGCAGAAAUGCACCCAUGGACUGCCGGAACUUGUCACCUACCAUACCGUUCUCCACGAUGGUCGGUGUGUCGAAGUCGCAAAGCCAGAACCAUUGCCUCUGGUCUGCCCCACCAAAAAGGAAGUUCGACACGGCUGUUUGGAAAAAUCAAACGUUCGUUCAGUAUGCGUCGGUUCUUGUCGCGUGGUUGUUCAAGAAAUUUUCAAGUAUGAUCAACAAAACGAGAGAUGUAUCAAGGAGAACCAUAUCCAGCGAGUUUGUCCUGAGUGUCCAAAACCCCAUGUGAUUCGGGAAGAAUGCGAUCGAGACAACACAUGUUUACAAACAAUCAAGCAUGUGGAUUUCGUGCUUGAAGACUGUCAUUGCAAACGUUUGGAACGAGCUGAGAAAGUGUCAUGUUGCUGUCCUAAAUCCACAGUUCUAGGCACUCGAUGCUUAGAAGAGAGUGGACAAGUGGAGACGAAAACCCUGUUUUAUGAACUGGUAAAUGGGCAAUGUGCUCGCCGCGUCAAACUGGACCGUAUGCCCGUACCGUGUCCUCCACCAGGAGCGGAAAAACCGACACCCAGUUGUGAUCCGCAGACAUGUCUUGAGCCGGUUUUGGAACAACGUUGGUUCCGUGUUGGAUGCCGCUGUGUUGAGCAAAAACCUCAACAGUUCCGUACGUGUUGCUGCUCCAAUCGCAUCGUCCGAGCCAAGAGAAUAUGCAAUCCAGAUGGGUCCAGUCUGCUUAUGACUCAAUCCUGGCUUUUCCACAAUGGCCACUGCGUUCCACAAGUCAUAACUAAAAGACUCGAUAUCCCUGUCUGUCACCCGCAACGCGUGACUGCGCUUGGUACGUGCGAUACCGUUACGAGAAGACAAGUUGCGCUGGUGGAGCGGUUUGCCGUGAAACAAUGUCGUUGCCAGGCCAUAUUCCGGGAAAAGAUUGAGCGCAUAUGUGCCUGUCCAGCUCCGGUGGAACAUGCAGAACCCUGCCAGCCUGCAACCUGCCUUCAGCGUAUUGUCCGAAUACCGUGGGCUUUAGACGAGCAGAAAGGGCAGUGUGUUCGUUUGCCGCUUCAAGUUCAAAUGCGUCCAUGUUGUUGUUUGCGUGAGAAAGAACCUCCAGCGGAAAGCACACGUUGCAAUCCGAUAACCGGCGAAGUGGAGCUUACUCGAAGGAGCUUCAUCUUCAACGUGGUGAAACGCGUUUGUGAAGUCCAGGAGGACAAACGGUACAAUAAGCUAGCAUGCUCCCAUCUAGAUCAUGUCUUGCCACCCUUGUGUCUGGCGGAUGAAGGGGUUCUUAUCAAGAAGCACGUGGUACACCAUCUACGACAAAAUGGCUGCCAGCCGGAGGAGAAAAUACUAAAGGAAACUAUUGUUUGUGCGGAAGGCGAACACCCGCGAUUCCAGUGCAAUCCAACAACUUGUGAUAGCGUCCGUACAGUCUCCUUGGUCGAGCGUGUGGGAUGUCGGUGCGUUCCACGCGUGAGAGAAGAGCGCGGAAAAUGUUGCUGUCCGGAGCCAACAGAACAACAGGAGUGUACAAAUGGUGGUCGCAUACUAGUGCUUCAUAAACUCUCCUUCAUCUUGGACAAAACUCGACAAACAUGUGUACCUCAAAAAGACAAGGUUCAAAAAGAAAUUGUCUGCCCAAAGGAGCGCAUUACUCGUGGUGUUUGCAACCGGGCAACUGGAAUGCGCCCAUUGUUGCGUCAUUAUUACGAACUUGUUGGUUGUAAAUGCCAUCCGCGAAUUCACAAGGAUAGUGAACCUUGCUCCUGUCCAUUGCCGGAAACUGUCAAACUUCCGUGUGAUCCUGCUAAACCGAUUCGCAAGGUUGUUCGUGUCUCCUUCGAUUUGGAAGAAGAUACCAUCAAUAGGAAAAUGCGCUGUGCGAAGCGUAUUCACCAUAUACGUAACGAACCUUGUGCUUGUGAACCGACAAAGAUUGAGAAGCACUGUGGGCGCGGUGAGCUUGUUGUGAUCCGCAAGGAACACCACCUGACCGUAAAAGGUGACGAACCCACAUGCGUACAGCGGACCUAUGUCAAACGAGUACCAGUCGUAUGCAACGGGGAACUCACGAAGAUCUACCGCUCGCAGUGUGAAGGCUUCCGGCGGAAGGUCAUACAUGUAAGAGAAUUUGUUGAAGCAAACACCUGUGAAUGUCGAAAUCAAGCGCGUGUGACCUUCGAGGCUUGCAUGUGUAAAGGGAGACAUGAGAUUGUCCAAACAAGCGGAUGUACCAUACAAAAAGACAACGGUCUGUUCCAGUCAGAGGAGGUCAGGUGGCAACAGGUUGUCAACUGUCAGUGUGUAACGCGAAGAAAACAAACAUUACGACUUUGUGGCUGCCCCGAACCACAAUUUACAAGGCGCUGCCUAGACACAGUCAAUAUGGCUGUGUACAAGACCACUUUCAUUCGUAUCGCAGAUGAGUGUGUGCCGAGUCAGGAAGUGGUGACAAACGAAGUCCGUUGUACGGAUCCGGCCAAGAUCGUGGAGCGGUCAACAUGCGAAACGGCUGAGGUUGAUCCCAGUACAAAUUCACUGCCCGGCUGCUUUGAGACAUUCCAGGUGGCGGUUCGACAAGUUGAAGAUUGCAAAUGCGUCGAAAAGCUUGUGUCAGUUCGACGUCGAUGUUGUACUCCUGAACCGGUCGUUACUCGCCAGUGUGACAUGACACGUGGUGCAUGGGUUACCACUCUGAAGAAGUUUACACUGGUGCCUGGAAAGAAUCUGUUCGAGAUUGGCAGUGUGGUAAUUCGGGAUCACGUGCUCAAUGUUGUACGUGAACAACAAGACGAACGAGUAGUCUGUCCUGAACCGAAAGUGCACGAGAACUGCGACGCGCAGACGGGACUGUGGACUCGCACAGUGACACGGUUCGAAAUGGUCAAUUGUCAUUGCAUACCGAUGCGCCAGGUUGAGCGAGGGAGAUGCCAGUGUCCACCACCUCGAAUUACCGAAACAGAAUGCAAAAAUAACUUCCGCCUCCGAAUCAGCGAUAGCUACGAGCUGAUCAACGGCAAGUGUGUUCAGCGCCAUGAUUCGAAGCGCAUACGCUGUGGCUGUCCCAAGCCAGUUCGUCGGGUGUACUGUGAUGGAGAAGGUCGAUGGGUUAAGUGUUACACGCAAUUUUUGCUUAAUCCUGCGGCGUCCACAUGUCGGCUGGUCAAACAUUGUGUCCGCUGGUACCAAGACUGCCCGAAAGAUACCACGCGUGUCUCUAUCGCCUGCAGCGCGCAGACCGAAUUCAAACAUACACUUCAGCGAGUGAGGUUUGUAAACAACGCAAAGACUUGUCAUUGCGAUCCCCAAAUCUUGGAUCAAUGGACAGAAAUGUGCCAAUGUAAUCAUUUGAACCGGAAGUGGCUACGGUGUAAGCUCGGCUUGAUUGAGAUCAAACAGCUCACUCAUCACUUGGAGAACGGUGAUUGUGUCCCAAAAAUGGUGAAGCAUGUAAAGCUCCCAGACUGUGACCUGAUUCACCCGCCCCGACAUGCUCGUCGAUGUGAGGAACCGGCCAUUCUCCACAUUAAAUCUCUAUUUUGGACUCCGUCUGAGGGAAAAUGCAUUCCCGGGUUUGCGAUCUACACGAAGCAUAUCAAAUGUCCACCAGAGCGAAAACUUCGUCUUGGUCCUUGUGUCCAAGGUACGGACGGGAUUGGUCGGCGGCUGGUCGAACAAAUUGAACAACGUGUGGAGCACUGUGAAUGUGUUUGGAAGGUAAUGGCUACACAACACCGGAUAUGCAAAUGUUCACCACCGAAGCAUUCCAAGGAGUGUGUGGACGGUGGAAAAGCUAUUUUGCGAACGUUGAUUGCUCACACUUUGAAGGAUGACAUGUGCGCACCCAUCCAGCGACAGAUCAAAGAAAACCCGUGUGAGCGGCAAGAGCUGCCCCCCAUUCCUCCGGAUCAGACGGGUCGAUGUAAUCCGCUAACCUGCUCGACGGAACGAAUCCAUCAUCAAAGGGUCUCCGUCAAUUGCAACUGCAUCACUCAGCGUGUCACAAUCAAAGAAGCCUGCUGUUGCCCGCGACCGUCCAAACCAGUUCUACGCUGCCAUAAUUCACGAAAUGUCAUGUUACAUCAACAAACAUUUUACCAAUUCAAACCAGCUAUGGGCGAACAGCGAGCUCAUUGUCUUCCCGUGAUGCAUGUGAAAUCGAUCGCUAUAAACUGUGGACCGAGAUUACAACGUAUUCUGGUGAAAAAAUGCGAUGGCGAAUUCCACCGAGUUAUAAUCAUUCGUACGGUGGUUGAGAAUUGUUUGUGCAAGCAACGUCCUACCAAAGAGCUACGGAUAAGAUGUGGUUGUCCUCGUGUCAUUCGACGCCUUCCGGGGGCUUGUAUCAACCAGUGGGCAAAUGACAGAUGGAUUGGAUUCCAAGCAGUGGUGGUCAAACGCAGCAAUUUAUUGAAAGUGAACCGAGUAAAGUGCAAACCAGUCAUAUUUGAGCAAAAGCAGAGACGAUGUGCCUGCCCGGAACCCACGGAAACGGUGGAGUGUGAAGGAGGCAAACUGCGGGUUAAAUACCGAACCAUAUACAAGUUGAACGAAGAAUUGAACAACUGUGAAAAACAUGUCUUCAGAAAGGAAGAUAAUCCAGAAUGUCCCAAACGGUUGCACGUGAUCAAAGGCGAAUGCGACCGUGAGAUACCGAACAGGCGAAAGUUGAUUUGGUUGCAACAACGUCCCGUCAAUUGUCGCUGCGUUUGGCAUCGUCUUAUACAUCCAAAUCCAUCGGUUCACCGCAUCAAGUCCUCCGUGGCUUGUCGUUGCCGCCCGAAGAUAACAGUGCGGCAGUGCCGUCCGCCAGUCUACGGGCAGCUUGCUCAGAUGCGUAUGAUCACCGUCAACUUUCAGUUGCGUGAUGGUGAAUGCCGACCUGAAAGUCGAGUUGAUUUGCAUCCGGUCGAUUGUAAGAAUGGAGUUCGACUGAUAAAUGGUGAAUGCGACCCAAUGACAAAUACCAGGAUUGUGAAACGUAUUAUCAGCCACCUGGAAAUGAAUGAGUGUCGCUGUGUGACCCGGGAAUUCGAAAGACGUUGCCACUGCAACUGUCCUCUGCCUAAGCUCUACCUCCAUUGUCAACGUCAACAGGGACUAGUAAGACAUAUCAAAAUCGUGCACUUCCUGGCAGAAGACAGGUGUUUGUGCAAAGCGAAACGUGCGAUUCGCACUUCCAAAGUUGUCUGCCCAAUAAAGAAGAGGCUGAUACAGAAGGGACCUUGUCAGCACAUCCCAGGGAAGUCGAUGGAUUCAACUGACAAGUACCGCCAAGUUGUUUGGGAGGUCUCUCAUCGGGAUGGAUGCCAAUGCGUGACAAAACGGGUUGUGAAUUCUGAACCUUGCUUCUGCACACCACAACCGAUCGUGGAGAAACGAUGCAUCGAUGACCACCUGCUGGAAACGGCUCAUUCCGAGCGUCGUCUGUCAGAAGUGGACCACAAAUGCAUACGCAUAAUCGUCAACAAGAUCGCGAAACCAGUAGAGUGUAAAGUGCAGGCACAACUAAUUCACCGUGAGCAGUGUGAUUCAACAUGCCAACAACGUCUGGUAUGGAGACGUGAAGUUCGGGGAGAAGAUGGAAACUGUCGGCUGCAACACCGUUUGGAGAGACGCGCGUGCUGUUGUCCGCAGCCGCGACAACUAGAACCACGUUGCAAUGCUGCCAAGGGUCUGCUGGAAGUUGGAUUUCGUACUUUCACGCUCCAUGAGGGAGUGUGUGUUCCAAAGGAUCAGUUUACGAACAAGGCAGUCGCUUGUGAACCGAACGAGCAAGUUACCCAACAUCCACAAGCGAAUGGAUUUGUGCGCGUGGAGCGACACUUCAAUGAAUUGGAUGGGUGUAACUGUGUGCGCAGGAAAGAAGUCACAUUAAAUAAAUGGAACUGUCCGGAGCCCAUAACAAAGCAGCGGUGCACCAAUCCCGAGCCAGGCCUGUACACAAUUGAGACUGUAUCAACCCGUUGGCAUGUGCCCAAAGAGAGUCCAGUGUGUUCUCGCCUGGACACUGUGGUGGACUCUAACCCGAUCGACUGCUCAGCAAAGCAACUGGUGCGGGCGAACGCAUGCCAGCUGGAACCUCAGAGACAUGCUACCGUUAGAGUAGAUCAUCUAUUUACAAGUGUGAAUGAUGGCUGUCGUUGCGUGCGAAAUCCCCCCACACUAAAAGUUCACGUUUGUCAAUGUAUGAAACCGGAAGAUCACGUGAUGUGUGACCGGGAACGCGGGCUUCUCACGCACAUUCACACCAAAUAUGAAUUGUCUGGAGACGGAACACGUUGCAUCCCGCACAAAACAAAGCGCAUUUGGAGGCCAUCCUGCAGACCCACAGCUCCUCGUCAUGUACGCACAACACCUUGUGACCCAUCCACUGGUUUGAUGUAUCAAAUCUUUGAAGAACUUAGUCAGAAGGAUUGCCGAUGUGUAAAUUUGGAGAAGCGUGUGCCUGUGCGAUGUCACUGCGCAAAACCAAUUCAAGAAUCAAGGUGUCUGAGUCCGCAAAUUCGAGAGAUCCGUACAACAACUUUCCAUCUAACACCGGAGGGGACCUGCGGAAAAACAGUGCUCACACAUAAAGAGGAAGUCCGAUGCCCGCUGCUACCGCAGUUACUCCAGUCUUCACCCAUGUAUCGCGUCCAACGUUCCCAAGAUAAGCCAAACCUUAUACAGCAUGUUCACGCCUGUCAUUCAGCUGGCCGUUGUUUGUACAAGGUUCGAGAGUUCCUGGUCAUCCCGGAUCAAUCUUGUGCAUGUCGUUGGAAACUUAGAGAACUGGUUCGAGCCUGUUGUUGCCCAACACACCCUCAACCGCAACCGUUGAGCAGUCGUUGUGAUGCAAGCAAAGGAUUGAUUGUGUUCCGGAAGGUAGACUGGAACAAACACAACGGGGUCUGCCGACCGAACAUACACGAGCGCGUUAAGCAUAUCGUGUGUCAUACUGUCAGUACGGCCGAAGUAGUAUUCAUGAUCGAUGGAGCGGCAGCUGGCCGACAGACUCAGUAUCUGGAACGUGUCCAACAACUGCUUUUCAAAACGAUCGAACAGUUUCUCUUAUCACAUGAAACCAAAUCGCAGUCGAACAGCUUCCGCUUUGCGGUUAUGACUUAUGCGGAUCGACCCGAAAUUAUUUUUAACCUACAAAACUAUGAGGAUCCAAACAGGAUAUUGGAACAAGUGCAGGAGUUGACUUUGCGAGGCGAGCGGGCCAACCUUGCACUGGCCCUCCACACAAUGUUACGUGAAACCAAAGAGGAUAUUAUCUGGUCCAACUCACAGGUGCUACCUCUCAAACGACCGGAUAUACCUGUUCUGCUGUACAUUGUAACUGAUGGGCGGGAUCAAGAUGAGGACACCGUCAGACUUAUUGGACAAGUACACCGAGCUCAGAUCCAGGUUACUGUUGUUGCGAUGGGUGCAGAACCGCAUGGGAUGAACCAUUUGGGCGCACUAGUGACACCACCGAAAGCCGUCCAUUUGCUGCGAAUUUCGAACACAGACAAUGUAAACCAGUAUUUGACAAGAAUAUCGGAAACGCUUUGCAGCCGAGCGUGCCCAGCAAACUAUGUAAAGGCAUCCGACUGUUCUCGAGAGACCGGCUGCGUUGGACGAUCGUACAUACACACUUACCAAUUUGACGGGUAUAAAGGACACUGUGUUGGGGAAACGAAAGUGCGAACACGACGCUGCUGUUGCAUGCAACAAGCUCCACCACCAGUCCGUCAAUGUGAACAGAAUAGACUGUUCCAGAUAAUCUCCAAUUGGCAACUGACCAAAGAUGGGACAUGUAGCAAAUUUGUCAUCAAGCGAGACGCGACUCCAUUGCUCCUUCAACAAUGUUCUCCACCCGUUGAUGUGCGUGUGGGACAGUGUAACGCGGAAGGCUACGCCGUAGAGCUAACGGUGCGCCGCUUCUUGGAUAAUUGUGAGUGUAAGAGUGUCCUCCACCGUUGGUAUACAAGUCCGAUUGUGACUCGAUGACCUGCCAGCGUCGCGUCACCAUCGUGGAACACGUACCCGAACAGUGUAUUUGCAAGCGCUUCGCAAGGGUAGCACAUGAAACAUGCUGCUGCAAAGGUCAGAAAACGAUUCGCUACGAAGGAUGCAGGUAUAAUGCACUGAAAACUUUUGUCGAAGAAAGCAUUGAGCCCAAGCUGACUGACGGCGCUUGUGUUAAACGGACUCGCCACCGUUUUGAGCCUGUUGCCUGCGCCCGAAAUCCUACAACUGUUCGUCACCAGUGCCGUCAUGUUUCUACCAUGGAAAGCGGUUUGCGACAGAAAAUCACAGCAGAUCCCGCACUUAUCUUCCGUCAAGUCGAACAAUUUUGGUGGCAAAUGGAUUCAUGCGAAUGCCGACAAAUGCGUCGCGCCCAUUUUGAAGCAUGUGGGUGUGACCAAUCAGCUGUGCCGGCGGAAUCUCAGUUCGUUCAUCGAUGCAAUCAGCAGAAUGGUGUCCUGAUCACGUACAAACAAACUUUGAAGCUUGAGGUUGAUGGGACUAGACAGUCAUCGGAUCAGACGUUGAUGAUUCCUGAUUUGUCCCACGCUAAGUGUCGACCUGAGCACACGAUUGUGUCCGCUCGAAAAAUUGUCUGUCCUGAAGCCAAAGUAUUCCACACUGCAUGUGAGACGGCGGCCGAUGGACGUGAAUACAGGGCUGUACACCUGCAUCGCUGGAACCGCCAAGGAUGCGCAUGUCAGAAUCUACCACCAGAACUAGUCGAGAGACAGCUGUGCUCGUGCAGGCCAGAACGCGUCUCUAAACAAUGUGUUACCAGCCGUCCUGGUGGACCGGAGAACCGACUGCUAGUAAAGCAUAUUAGGGAAGAGAUAGUUGUCACGCAAGACCCAUCGGGAAAACGUAUCCGCCUUUGUAAACUGGCUCCAAUCGAAGAGAAGGUGCAUCUUAUUUCCUGUCCACGAAGCCAAAUCAAAUACUCUGGAUGUGUCAACGGACUUGUUCACAUCACUCUGAGACUUCAUCUUGUAACAGACUGUCAGUGUCACACGAGGAUUCGGAGGUUGGUAACAAAAUGUUCCAGGCUUCCAGUUAACCCUGCAUUGGUGCAUGGUCCAGUCUCUUCAAACAAAAACAUGGCUGUGACGUCACAGGCAGCUAAAUCACCCGUCAAAGGGCAUGCUCAAUUGGUUCUACCCGUGUACCAGAUUGCCGACUGCAUUGACCUGCUGCCGGUCAAACAGUGUACUACACUUGAACAUCCACCUCAUCAAGUUUGUGAGAAACCCGGUCAAAUACGAGAUCUUCUGUGCCGACGAACAUGCAAGCAAUGUACAACUUGUCCACUGGACCAGACCAAGUUCAGUGUUGUCCUUGGUCAACUAACAGAUGCCUGCAUUGUGUCCGAUAAACGUUACGAACGAAUGUUCUUCAUACGUGCCUUGGUCAAGCGAGGUGAUUUAGCAGCGUGUAAACUGGCCUGUGCACAAACACCUGAAUGCUCCAGUAUUGAUUACUAUGUGCCGCGCGAUGACCAGGCCGACCGACCUAAAUGCAUUCUCAACCGUGUUGAUCCACCUACCCUGAUGAAACGUUUGGAUCCUGGGACAGUAAGAAUUGGCUCUACGGUGCAGGAUUUGGAGGGCUGGAAUGCAAGAAAAUGUAUUUUAUUCCGAAAAACUUGCGCAACAGAAUGUCCGAAACCACAAACGAUAGAUUUAUCGAAGUGCGAAUGCCAUCAGUUCCGUCCCAGUUAUCAAGUGGAUCCAACUGAAGAUCAGCUCAAACCCGUCACUCACUGUGCAAAACAGGUUCGUGUACGGUACUUCACACAAACUUCGUCUGGGAGAUGCGUGGCCAAAGAGUGGAUUGGAAUGAUUCCGUGUGUUGUGGGAACAAGCACUGUGCUCGAUGGUCCACACGUGAAUUGCUUGGACACAAAACCACCCUUAUGGUGCCAGUCCGUGAUCACACAAAAUCCACACUUGUGCAGAGAUAUCAGUAUGAAAAAGAUGUGCACCAAGUCAUGCGGAUUGUGUCACUGUCGUGGAAGCCACAUGAUUCGAGGACGAUGUGAUCGCACCGGGCACACCUUGGAAAUCAAAAUUGUCUACCGUGAGCAUCCAUUACACAAGUUGUGCAUCACGGAGAUGAUGAAACGGAGGACUGUCUGUGAAUAUUGUCCGGUUGGCAAAUUCAGUGUAGUACACGAGUGCGACGAGAAAUCAGGUACUCGCCACAUCACACACGUUCGAGCUCGACUUACUGACGGCCAGGCACCAGCAACAAAAGAGGAAAGCUGCGUUUUCGAUGUGGAUCACGAGAAAGCCAGUUGUUCCAACUGUCUGGCUCCACAGUCCGAUAGACAAUCUAUCACUGCGUGCAUGCCAGUUCCUCACGGUUUGGGUCAAGCCAAAAUCAAGUUGAUUACUGAAUACAUGGUGAAUGUACACGGAUGUUGUCGUGUUCGGAGGGCGGAACGCUCGUUUUAUUGUGACGGCUGUCCACCGGUAGAAGUUGAAACCAGCCCGUGCUCCAAUGGACAAAGACUUCGUCAUAUCAUUUUUUAUACGCGUCCUACUGUGAUACAUGCAAAGCAUCCUUCGGAUUGUAUACGUCGAGUAAUCACACGAAAGGAACACUGCAUACCGGUGCCACAUUCACACCCAAAUGAUUGCUUUGAUCAACUUUCUGCGGUCGACUGCCACUCCUUAGUGAGGACGGGACGUUGCGAUGAGAACUCCAAAGUUGCCGGAAAACUGUGUGCCAAAACCUGUGGAUUUUGUGGUUAGUUUUGAUUAAUAAAAGAC